Penicilliopsis zonata CBS 506.65 is the source of this 1941-nucleotide messenger RNA. RefSeq lists its product as hypothetical. The record is from RefSeq and is a predicted model, not a curated record. Lineage: Eukaryota; Fungi; Ascomycota; Eurotiomycetes; Eurotiales; Aspergillaceae. The transcript is spliced from 2 exons. Gene Ontology annotation, cellular component: nucleolus; small-subunit processome. Gene Ontology annotation, biological process: maturation of SSU-rRNA from tricistronic rRNA transcript (SSU-rRNA, 5.8S rRNA, LSU-rRNA). Bases 1 to 1941 code for a protein of 646 amino acids.
AUGGGCAGAAAGAGAAAGGCCGGGGGCCGCUCCUCCGGAGUGUCUUCUACGGAAGAGCAAGCCUCAAUGAACUCCAAGUUUGCUCUCGAAGAACGAUUUGAUGAUUCUGAAGACGAGUUCCAAGCGGGCCGCGAUCAGAUUCUGCUUGAUGAAGCCCCAGAGGCAAAAAGAAGACGACGAUUGGCAGAGCAAGAUGAGUAUUUCCAGCCCUCUGACGAGGAAGUUAUGGGUUACGAGUCAGUGGAUGAGGACGACGUCGAAGAUGAAGAUGACUACGAUGAAGACGAUAUGGAACUGGACUCGAAGAGCAAAAAGAAAAUGCGCCGCGGCUCGGCCAGCGGCUCCGAAGACGGUGACGAGGAUGGUAUUGCCGCCUGGGGUUCCUCGAAAAAGGACCUCUACAAUGCAGACCAGAUCGAGACAGAGAUCGAUGCCAUGGAGGAGGAGGAAGAAGCCAAGAGACUUCAGCAAAAGCACUUGCAGGCAAUGAACGAAGAAGAUUUCGGCUUUGACGAAAGUGAAUGGGCAGAUGCUGGGAAAGGACAAGACGAGGAAGAUGAAGCCGAAGCCGUGACUGAAGUGCUCCCACAAAUGGAAAUCACGGACGACAUGAGCACUGAUGAACAGCUCAAGAUCCUAAAGUCAAGAUAUCCCGAAUUCGAACCAUUAGCAAAGGAUUUUGUUGAUUUCCAAGCGACUUAUCGGGAUCUCGAACAGGCAGCCAAGGCCGCCGGAAGUGUCACUGAUCCAUCAGAACCAGCGCCAACAGCCGUCAUUAAGCUACGCGCACUGGCGGCCUAUCUCGGUACAAUUAGCAUGUAUUUCAUGCUUCUCGCCUCUCCUUCCCAAGGUGCUAGCGAGAAACCGAUGCCUCUAGCCCCUGCUCAAUUACGAGAUCACCCAGUUAUGGGGUCUUUGGUCAAAUUCAAAAAGCUUUGGGAGACAGUCAAGGACCUCAGCAACGUCGAGGCUUCUGACGAUGAGGAGGAAGAUGAAGAGUUGGAUAUAUCUCUCCCAUCCAAAGCAGACAAACCUGCCAAGAAGACGGAAGCCAAUAAGUCCAAGCCCUCGCAGCCGAAGAAGAAGUUGACCAAGGCACAGCGGGCUGCCGCGGCGGCACAAGCGGCAGCAGAGGCGCAGAAAGCCGAAAGGAUGCGUGAGACCGAGGCGGGUCUUGCUGAUCUGUCAACUCUCGCAACAGAUACGGCCAGGAAACGAAAGGCGCUCAAGAAGUCGAAGAUCACAAACGCAGAUGGUGACAACUCCGACUUUGGGGACGAGGACGCUCUCACCUCCAAAGAGGCCGAAGAAAAGGCCAAGCAGAAGCGCUCCCUACGCUUCUACACCUCCCAGAUUGCACAAAAGGCCAACAAACGUACUGCUGCCGGCCGCGAUGCCGGUGGUGAUGCUGACCUGCCUUACCGGGAGCGCUUGAAGGAUCGCCAAGCCCGUCUGAAUGCCGAGGCCGAGAAGCGUGGUAAAAAGCAGCCCAGCAAGAUGGAGGAGCUUGGCGGAGACAGCGAUGACGACGAUCACCGCGUUGCCGGCCAGGUCCGGGGCGAUGGUGCCGGCACUGAUGAAGAUGAGUACUAUGACAUGGUGGCAGCACGCUCGAAGCAGCGCAAGGCCGAGAAGAAAGCGCGCGCAGAUGCUCACGCCGCGGCCGCCCGGGAAGGCGGACGAGUCGAGGUGCAGGAGGAGGUCGGACCGGACGGCAAGCGAGCCAUUUCGUACCAGAUCGAGAAGAACAAGGGUCUCACGCCCAAGCGUAAUAAGGACUCUCGCAACCCGCGUGUCAAGAAGAGGAAGCGAUACGAGGAGAAGAAGAAGAAGUUGGCCAGUAUCCGCCAGGUCUACAAGGGUGGAGAAGGCCGAGGAGGUUAUGGUGGCGAACUUACUGGUAUCAAGACCAACCUGGUCAAGAGUGUCAAGCUUGGAUAA